Elaeis guineensis (African oil palm) is the source of this 3219-nucleotide messenger RNA. RefSeq names its product zinc finger CCCH domain-containing protein 24. NCBI's taxonomy places the organism in Eukaryota, Viridiplantae, Streptophyta, Magnoliopsida, Arecales, Arecaceae. The record is from RefSeq and is a predicted model, not a curated record. Gene Ontology annotation, molecular function: metal ion binding; protein binding.
GAGGAAUUUCGAGUGAAUUUCAUCAGACCGCGAGGGUAGAAACGAGAAGGAUGGUAGAAAAGAGACGGGAUUAAAUUUGUGGCGAAAUUUGCUGAGCGUUUCACUUCCUCCUCAUUUGGAGACGUUAGAGGCUGGGGGAAGAUAGCAACCUUUCCUCUCUCGUGGUUUCUUUUGGAUCGGCGAGUUUUUAGGUACUCGGCGAUGGAAGCCUGGGUUCUCCACAGCGGUCGCCGACUUUUUGACGAGCUCGCGCUGUUAUCCGCCGUCCACUGGUUUCGCUUCUCCGGUUGGCGAAGGAUCUGAAGAUUUCCAGCUAAUCGGUGCCAGUUUGAUGGCGAUUUUACUUGUUUGUUAGCUGAUUUAAUCUCCGGAGGCCGAAGCAUGUGCGGUGGUCCAGAGCGCAUAAAGCCCUCCUCGGAAGAAACCCGAAGCUUCUCCCCCGCCAAACCGAUGAGCCACCUCACCGUCGUCACCGACGACUGCUUCUCUAGUCUCCUCGAGCUCGCCGCGAACAACGACGCCGACGGCUUCCGCCGGUCCCUUGACCGGGAUCCGUCGGCGGUCGACGAGGUCGGCAUGUGGUAUGGCCGCAAGAAAGGCUCCAAUCAGAUGGUCCUCGAGCGGCGAACUCCACUGAUGGUCGCCGCCACCUACGGCAGCCUCGAUGUUCUCCGCCUCAUACUCUCCCUUUCCGUGGUCGACGUCAACCGGGACUGCGGCCCCGGCCCCGACAGCACCACUGCCCUCCACUGUGCCGCUUCCGGUGGCUCUGCGAACGCUGUCGAUGCUGUGAAGAUUCUACUCGCUGCUGGUGCUGAUCCUAAUGCUGUCGAUGCCAAUGGCCACCGGCCGGCCGACGUGAUCGUUGUACCGCCCAAAUUGCGUGAUGUCAAACUUGCACUUGAAGAGCUACUUGGGGGUUCUAGCGGUGUUUCUGGUGGUGAGCAGCAGCGGCAGCAACGUGAUCUUCACGUGAUGUCCGCAAGGAUGACGAGCUCGUCCAACUCAAACUCUCCACCUCUAUCCUCAUCCCCUGAUGAGGAUGGAUCCCCAUCUUCUGACUUGAUCGCCGAGUUGCCCCUGCCGACCAUCACCGAGAAGAAAGAGUAUCCGGUCGAUCCAUCUCUGCCGGAUAUUAAGAACAGUAUCUACACCACUGAUGAGUUCCGUAUGUACUCUUUCAAAGUCCGGCCUUGCUCGCGAGCCUACUCUCAUGAUUGGACUGAAUGCCCCUUCGUCCAUCCGGGUGAGAACGCCCGACGGCGUGACCCGAGAAAAUAUCACUAUAGCUGCGUUCCGUGCCCUGACUUCCGGAAGGGCACUUGUCGACGGGGGGACAUGUGCGAGUAUGCGCAUGGGGUGUUUGAGUGCUGGCUUCACCCGGCGCAGUACCGCACACGUCUCUGCAAGGAUGGGACCGGCUGCACUCGCCGGGUCUGCUUCUUUGCUCACACCAAUGAGGAGCUCCGCCCGCUGUAUAUGUCGACCGGCUCAGCCGUGCCGUCCCCCUGGUCCUCUGCCUCUGCCGCUAUGGAGAUGGUGGCAGUGAUGGGUCUCAUGCCCGGGUCUCCUUCAUCUGUUUCAGCGAUGAUGUCACCUUUUACGCCACCCAUGUCGCCCUCGGGCAACAGCAUGUCCCACUCCACACUGGGCUGGCCGCAGCCCAGCGUGCCGACCCUGCAUCUUCCUGGAAGCAAUCUCCAGUCCAGUCGGCUGCGUUCAUCUCUGAGUGCAAGGGACAUGCCACUAGAUGACUUGUCGAUGGUGCCAGAUUUUGAUGCCCAGCAACUGCUUAAUGAUCUGUGCUACUCUCGCUUUGGCUCUGCUGCUGGGAGUCGCUCAGCUCGAUCAAAAACCCUGACUCCGUCGAACCUUGAUGAACUUUUCUCUGCUGAAAUCUCCUCUCCAAGGUACAGUUCUGAUCAGGGCUCAAUCUUCUCACCAUCACACAGAACUGCUGUACUCAACCAGUUCCAGCAGCAGCACCAGAGCUUGCUUUCACCGAUCAAUACCAACGUAUUCUCGCCAAAAGCUGUGGACCACCAGCAGCUGCCUGGGCAGUCCUCUCUCUUUCAGGCCUCGCUUGGGAUCUCUUCUCCUGGCCGGAUGUCUCCCCGUGCCAUUGAACCACUCUCUCCAAUGAGCUCUCGGCUGGCUGCGUUUGCACAGCGGGAGAAGCAGCAGCAGACGCUGCGGAGCCUUAGCUCUCGUGAUCUUGGUUCUGGCACGUCGCCGAUUGCAGGUUCCCCCAUGAACUCAUCAUGGUCCAAGUGGGCGUCGCCUUCUGGAGCCUUGGACUGGGGAGUGAAUGGUGAUGAGCUGGGACGGCUCAAGCGGUCCUCAUCUUUUGAGCUGCGGUCCGGUGGUGAGGAGCCGGACCUAUCCUGGGUCCAUUCAUUGGUGAAGGAAUCCCCACCUGAAAAAUUAGCUACAGCGGCGAUGACUUCUGUUGGACCGUCGGUGUCGGUUCCUGCUGGUGCUGCUGAUGGUGGUGGUGGUGGUGAGGCUUCGAAAUCCAAUGCUCAAAUUGAUGGGCAUGAUCAAGCUGCGGUCCUGAGCGCAUGGCUUGAACAGAUGCAGCUGGAUCAAAUGGUAGCUUAGUGAAAAGAGCAAAUCUCUGCCAAGCUGCUAAACGGGGUAUUGGUAGUAUUUAGUGACGUAGUAAAUAGUUAUUUUUGGUUAUUUGGGAUGGUCAAGAAGGGAAAGAAGUUGGGUUGAUAUUCAGAUAUUCAUUUUUUAUUAUAACUUCAAGAAGAGUUCAGACAGGUAAAAAGUGGAGCGGAUUUAUCUCUGGGUUAUUUAAAUUUCUACCCAGGUAAAUUACUUUCCUAUAGCUAGAAAUUUUCUUUACUUCUUUUUCUAAAUCUCCUUAAAGCCAGAGUCUAUGUGUUUUGUGGCAGUGAACCUUGUCUAGCCUUUCUCGUGCUCCCCUUAUGUUCUUUGCUUUGUUAAUUAUGAUUUUUAUGAAAUUGGGAAAAGAAGAGAGGGGAGCCCCUCUAUGGAGUUUUUAAGUUUUAUGACCAGGUCUAUUGUUGGGAUGAAGAGAAAACUGAACUGUAAGGUUAUGCUGACAUGUCCUAUUUGUGGAUUUGGACUAUUCGUGUUGUUUUGGAGUAUCUAACGCCAGGAAAAAGUGGUGCAUAAGUUCUCUGUGUGAUGUAACAUUGGAUUAAACUAUAUUGCUAAGAUUUCAAUGCCAUUUUUUGUUAACGUUCUUUC